GCCUGGAGCUAAAGCAGGGUGACAUAUCAGUGAAAUUGCUCGAUGGAGGAGCAGUGAAGAUCCAAGGUGUGCUGGAAGCUUUAGCCGUUGGGUUUGGUGAUCAGACUAGGACAGUCGAGGCCUACGUCUUAGACUCUGCUCACUGGGAGUUGGUUCUACCACGAUGGGUACUGGGUAACUGUGUUUGGGUGAUGGCUGGUAACGACUACCUACUCUUCGAUGAGGUUGAGGUCAACCCUCACGGGGGAGUGCAGGAGGCGAGGGAGAUAGGCGCUAAUGCAGUCGAGAGAGACCGAUCUCUCCCGACACGAAGAGUGUGGCCAGCUGUCGUGAAGGUCCCUUGGAUUGAUGAUCGUAGACCUAAGCAGAAUUAUGAUGCCAUCAGAGGCCGAGAUUUGAAGAUCACACAGAGGCUGGCCAAGAGACCUGAAGAGUUAGCAGCGUAUGAAGCGGCCGUGGACGAGCUCUUGAAGUCCGGGGCGGUCGAGGAACUCCCACUGGGGGAGGACCCGAGGAAAUGGGCUUACCACUAUAUGUGUGGGGUUCCGGUUUUCGCCAAUCAGCGAAAGUCCACUCGCUGUCGUAUUUGUAUCGACGCUCGAGAGCUUAACAACUUCACGAAUAAAGAAGGAGACGAGGAGGCCGCGGACAUGGACCUACAGUCACGGAUUCUAGAGUGGCGAGCGUCCAAGCGAGUUGAUUGUGAGGAUCUCAAGAACGCCUUCUGGUCGGUCCACAUCGAUAAAUCGGAUGUGAAGUGGUUGGGGAUGUGCGUCGGGUCGAGGAUCAUAAG
Messenger RNA from Perkinsus marinus ATCC 50983, 793 nucleotides. RefSeq lists its product as hypothetical. The annotation marks the transcript as partial. The record is from RefSeq and is a predicted model, not a curated record. The transcript has a single exon. NCBI's taxonomy places the organism in Eukaryota, Perkinsozoa, Perkinsida, Perkinsidae.